Messenger RNA from Tripterygium wilfordii, 582 nucleotides. RefSeq names its product egg cell-secreted protein 1.2-like. Lineage: Eukaryota; Viridiplantae; Streptophyta; Magnoliopsida; Celastrales; Celastraceae. The record is from RefSeq and is a predicted model, not a curated record. Gene Ontology annotation, biological process: double fertilization forming a zygote and endosperm. The transcript has a single exon. Bases 76 to 477 code for a protein of 133 amino acids.
CUCACAACCAAUCAAUACUCCUCUCUAUAAAUACCAAUAUCCAAGAACCUCCAUCCUAAAUCAUCCCAGUCUACAAUGGCUGUCAAGAAUGUGCUUAUUGUGUUGGCCUUUGUUUGCUGGAUUUCUAAUGCAUUUGCAACGAGGGAUCAUCAGCUGCAUGUUAAGCCAGGAGAGAACCUGAAAGCGAGGCUCGAAGCAAGCGGCGGACUGGUGGAGUGCUGGAAUGCAUUGAUGGAGCUGAAAUCAUGUUCAAAUGAGAUUGUGCUGUUCUUCCUUAACGGGGAGACUGAUUUAGGCCCUGACUGUUGCAGUGCGAUUGAAGUUAUAACUAAGAAUUGCUGGCCUGCAAUGCUUACUUCACUUGGUUUCACUGCAGAGGAAGGGAGCAUAUUGAGGGGUUACUGUGAUGCAUCAUCAUCCUCUGCUCCUGCCGUCGCUCCUACCGCUACUCGCUCCGCCGCGCAGGAUCAGAUGUAAUGGCGUCAAGCUAGAGGAGUUGGUUUGAUGGUUUUUGUGUUUAGAAUAAACGGUUUUGCCUUCUUGGCCUUAUGUUUUGCUUCCAUCCUUUUGUGUAUCCACUUU